Messenger RNA from Trichomycterus rosablanca, 645 nucleotides. RefSeq names its product inhibitor of DNA binding 2b (gene id2b). The transcript is spliced from 2 exons. The record is from RefSeq and is a predicted model, not a curated record. NCBI's taxonomy places the organism in Eukaryota, Metazoa, Chordata, Actinopteri, Siluriformes, Trichomycteridae. Bases 35 to 478 code for a protein of 147 amino acids. Gene Ontology annotation, cellular component: cytoplasm; nucleus. Gene Ontology annotation, biological process: cell differentiation; negative regulation of transcription by RNA polymerase II; circadian regulation of gene expression. Gene Ontology annotation, molecular function: protein dimerization activity; transcription regulator activity.
CAGCCGGGCUGAGUGAUCAGGUAAACAGGUGAUUAUGAAGGCGAUCAGUCCGGUGUUACCGCUCAGGAGGAAUCACAUCCCCUCUUACUCACAGGAUCACAGUCUCGGGAUCUCUCCGGGUAAGAGUGUGUGGGAUGAGCCGCUCGGUGUGCUGUGUGAUAUGAAUGACUGUUACAGCCGGCUGAAGGAGCUUGUACCCAGCCUGCCUCAGGACCGCAGCGUGUCCAACAUCGAGAUCCUGCAACAUGUCAUCGAUUAUAUACUGGACCUGCAGAUCGCACUGGAUUCCAGCUCAACUAACCCCAGCCCAGCACCACAGCGCUGUCUCCGUUCCGCAGAGACAUCCGGCAGUGCUGAUACCACAUCCAGCUUCUCUCCGGUGUUUCACUGGUGGAGCAAAAACAGGACCCUCUUUCUGUUCUUAUCCUUCCGUGUCCUCUGCCUGGACUUUGUCUCGAGUGACAUGGAUUUCCCUUGAACGGAGAUAAACUGUUCUGUAGUUGUGAUUUAUAUUUAUUCUUUGGACUACACCCGUUCUUUCUUCUUCCAAAGGAAGACUUCAGUACAAGACUGAAAUUAAAAAGCGAGGCAAAUGAAUAUGAUGUAAAUGAUAAAUUAAGAAAAUAAACUUUUUUUUACAUUGAA